Molecule: messenger RNA, 3082 nt
Organism: Gasterosteus aculeatus aculeatus (three-spined stickleback)
Lineage: Eukaryota; Metazoa; Chordata; Actinopteri; Perciformes; Gasterosteidae
Product: interleukin-17 receptor C
Molecular function (GO): interleukin-17 receptor activity
Source: RefSeq, a predicted model, not a curated record
UGGCAUGACUAGGGAUAGUGACACACUGUAUGUGCUCAAAUGACUCAAACACUUCACGGCAACUGGCAAAGUGUAGAAGGUCCGAGAGGAAUUUACCUGGAGUGGAUCACUGAUCGCAGUUGAUCCCAUCAAUCAUCGUCUCAUUGUAAAAAUAAAUCUUCAACCAAAAGUUGCGAUGAGGAAGAAGACACUGUACUUGUUGGAAGAAGUUGUCAUGGCACUCCUGGAGAAAGACUUUUGUGGGGAAAUCCUGUAGGACUCAACUGAUUUGGAGGCAGAAUGUUUCUUCCCGGAUGGUCCUUUUGGUGUGUUUUAUUCACUCUGUCACACUGGGCUUUGGCAACUUCUGGAUAUGCCAGCCAUGAAGUCAUGUGCUUGCAGGGACUUUCUGAUUGUACCAUUGAGGAUACGAUGCUUCUCGCACCAGAGAAAAACGACGUGGCCGUCCGAAACCUGAAUCCAUAUUUCAAGCUGUGCUGCAGGGACGGUGCACAAUGUGCGCUGUGUCUGGUGAUGGACGCAGGGAUUGACUUCAAACCAGAUAACGACGCAGGGGGAGAAGACCACUCUGGGUACGAUGAAGAGGAUUAUAGCGAGGAGAUAGUGAGAAAUCCAAGAGCGUCUGUGACACUGUGUUACAGUCCAGUAUCUGUCAUGCCCUCGUGCAAGAAGGUGGAGUUUACGGUUAAUCAUGAGGCUCUUACUCAGAGAGACUGGGCAAAGUUUACAGUGGUGAUCAAAAAGCCAGCCGGCGUUUCCUUCAGCACUCAUGUCACUGUUUAUUCUUCUAAACCGACACAUCUAAGCAGAGAAAUUGACGCUCCUUCUCUAAAUGAAGUGUGCUCCCAGGAGCUGCAGGAACGUGUGGAACAGUGUCGGGUGCCCAGACUCAUCAGUGUAAUUAACCAAAAGAUGAGUUGGGUGGAGCUGAAGUUGGCAGACACUAAUGAAAGCCUGCCCUCCGUGUGCGUCCAGUACGAGAAGAAUGGAACAUGUCUGGAAUGGAACAGAAGGCCCAUCCCUCUGUACUCUGUGACCCCCUGCAUGUGUUUCCAGGUAUUGAAUACCAAGGACGAGCUGAGGCGCCCUCAAAGCUGCCCCUUCGUUAACACAGAUUCCCUCCGAGGGAACGUGUGGCAGAACGUGUCGGUGUCCAUGAGACUGGGUCAAGUCAACAACGCCCACUCAAUGCUGCGGUGGAACCUGUCUGCCCCCUGCAGGCUGGAAGGGGAAGUGUGGCUCUGCCACAACGAACUCCCCUGCAGGGAAGUGGAGGGUUUCAGACAACAGCUGGCAACCAGCACUUGGAGACAAAACAGCCAGGGACAGUGGGUGAAAAAAGGAGUGUUCGACAAAAUCAAAAUUCAUCUCUCACCAUGUGUGAUGGUGAAGCUUGAGGGGAAAGUGCUGGGUCCUUUCUGUUUGGAAAACACCGGCAGGUGGCGCUGGAGCCUCCUGGUUGUUGGACUCAUGCUGCUGGUUUUCUUGACUGUUCUUGCAUUUUAUUUCCUUCAUGACGUUGUGAAAGAGUGGGUGUGGAGCUGUCGUCAUGGCGGAUUUGUGAAAAUUUCCAACAAGGGUCACGUGGUGCUGCUGAGCCCCCCAGAUGUGGACGAUAGUGUUUCGGAAUCAGUAUGUCAGCUCGGUGCACAGCUGCGUAACCGAGGCUUCAACGUGCUCGUGGACCAGUGCAGCAGGAAGGAGCAGUGCAAUCUAGGGCCUCUUCCGUGGCUGCACGGCCAGCUGAUGGAGAUGAACCGCCGGGGGGGCACAUUUGUGCUGGUCUUGACCCACGCGGCCUUGAACAGAGCAGAGGAACGGGCCCAACGGAGCAAAGAGGUUGUCAAGACAACGGGGGAUCACACGGGCCUCCCUGAGAUCAUCUCCCCUUACUCCGAUGUCUUCGUCGCCUCCCUGUCCCUCAUCCAAGCGGACAAGCAGCUGGGCAGAGCCGGAGAACAUUUUCUUCUGGUGACACUGGGCUCCCAUCCAAAAGGUGACAGGAGACUACCAGAGCUUCUUCGAGGGCUGCCCUUGUUCCAGCUUCCCUCUCAGACCAAGGCUCUCUUGCAUGAGCUCACUGUGGGAAGCAGUGCGAGAGGAUCGGGGAGGAGGACAUGGACAGGGUGGGAAUGGAUUACCUCAGGCGGGAGGACAAAGAUAUCUCAGAAGGCAUCCUACGGUAAAGGUGCUGAAGAUGAGGACAUUUUGUGACAAAGCACUUUGAAAAGGAUUGCUGCUCUGUGCGUGAAGGACAAGUUGAUCCAAAGUGUGAGUGAGAUAAUCAUGAGGCAAUUUUUUCUGUUUUUUGUUAUUGUCAAGAAAUGCUGUGAAAUUAACUACAACACGUUUAUCUUAUAUCUAAUAGAUUUAUUCCUACCUUCACUUACCUUUGUGACUUUUUCAGUCGCGUUAUGAAAAAAAGAAGUUAAAUUAAAUUGUGACUAACUGCAGUAGUUUGUCUCUAUGUUACCUCAAGAAGAGAAAGCAGUGUAUUUGUUAGGGAUUAUUUUCAGCCGUGUAAGCAAGUAGAACAGAGUCUGUGAGUCAAAUGUUUUUGAUGGCGUUCAUACAGACUAAGUAUUGUCUUUAUGUUUAUCAUAUACAGUGUAACUUUUACCUUCUAUGUAAAUGCUUCCCUUAAUAGUCAUUCUAUUCAUUCAUUGUAUAAGAACAUGUCGUUCAUUAGCACACUGUUAUUUUCCUUUUAGCUGAAGAUCGGAUAUCCAGAUGAGCUGUACACAGGGUGCGGACUAGCUGCUGGACCGGUGAUGCCUUUUCUUGAGGGUUUACGUGAGGAGGGGGAUUGCACAACUAGUGCAUUUGGAUCUUUCCUUGACUUGGAAACCUCAUUCCAGCAGAUUGAACUUGAAUAUCGAUUGAAUAUUAAAGAAGGCCUUUACUUUAAUUUAUUAACUGUACAUUUGAUAGGUCAAACCUGAAUGUCAUGCAAGAGUUUGUGUUUGCCCAAAGAUUACUAUUAUUUCUUUUGGUUAAUUAUUUAUUGAAAGUAGAGGGUUAGGGUUUAUAGACAUUCCCUUAUAUUUUAACACGCUUUUAUGUAUUAAAGAGGAUUUUUUUA